This is a messenger RNA of Sesamum indicum (sesame), 2327 nucleotides long. Its product is annotated as acyl-CoA thioesterase II. Gene Ontology annotation, molecular function: fatty acyl-CoA hydrolase activity. Gene Ontology annotation, biological process: fatty acid catabolic process; acyl-CoA metabolic process. The record is from RefSeq and is a predicted model, not a curated record. NCBI's taxonomy places the organism in Eukaryota, Viridiplantae, Streptophyta, Magnoliopsida, Lamiales, Pedaliaceae.
UUAGAAGCCGCACGAAUCGCACACCGCCUACCUUCUUUGACGCAUCCAAUGACGCGCAUUUACACUGAUGGGAGCACAGAGAACUCGUGCUUCGAGUAACCGCACAUGUAUCCGCUGAUUGUUGCUAUCAUAAAUUCGUAUCCAUAAUUGCAACACUGAAUUGUACGAGAACCAAACCAAAAAUGCAUUUAUCCCCAUAAAUUCGUAUCCGUAUCUCCGCGGCUCACUGCGACUGCAGGCUUUUGCUGCUGGAAGGGAGCUCUUUAUUGCAUACACUCGGUAGCUAUGAAUUCGGGAUCAGUGAUCGAGUUCUUGGGGUGUGUGCCGUUGCUCCAGAGGCUUCCCAGUUCAUCUCUUAAGAAAAUCUCUCAGCUUGUCUCCGUCAAACGCUAUGACCAAGGAGACUAUAUAGUUCGUGAAGGAGAAGCUGCUGAUGGGAUUUAUUUCAUCUGGGAGGGAGAGGCUGAGGUCUGUGGGUCAUUUCACGCUGAUGAUAAAAAUCGCCCUGAAUUUCAUUUAAAGCAGUUUGAUUGUUUUGGUCAUGGUAUGGUGUCAUCUUCUCAGCCCGCAGAUGUGAUUGCGUUGUCUAAGGUGACUUGCUUAGUGCUCCCUAAUGAGCACACAAAUUUGUUAAAACCGAAAUCAAUUUGGAGUGCAGAUGAGACACAGGAGAAACUCCCCCUUGUGGAGCGAAUUCUACACCUCGAUCCUGUAGAUGUUAAUAUUUUUCAAGGCAUUACACUGCCAGAUGCUCCAAAAUUUGGAAAAAUAUUUGGAGGGCAGUUUAUUGGACAGGCACUAGCUGCAGCGUGUAAAACUGUUGACUGUCUCAAGAUUGUUCACAGUCUGCAUGCUUACUUCCUUCUUAUUGGCGAUUUUGACAUACCAAUUAUAUAUCAAGUACACCGGGUACGUGAUGGGAAAAGCUUUGCAACCCGAAGGGUGGAAGCUAUACAGAAAGGGAAUGUUGUGUUUACAUUGCUUGCUUCUUUUCAGAAAGAGGAAGAAGGAUUUGAUCACCAGGUGGCAACAAUGCCUUCCGUGCCUGAUCCAGAAACGCUUUUAUCGAUGGAAGAGUUGCGGGAAAGGCGUCUUAUUGAUCCUCGCCUUCCUAGGACAUACCGGAACAAGGUAGCUAGCGUUCAAUUUGUUCCGUGGCCCAUAGAGAUUAGAUUCUGUGAGCCCAAUACUUCCACCAACCAGACAAAGUCUCCUCCAAGUCUAAGGUACUGGUUUAGAGCAAGAGGGAAACUUUCUGAUGAACAGGCUCUGCAUAGAUGUGUGGUGGCAUAUGCUUCUGAUCUAAUCUUUCUCCAAAUCAGCUUAAAUCCUCAUCGUGAAAAGGGUUUGAAGUCAGCUUCUGUCAGCUUAGAUCACGCGAUGUGGUUUCACAGGCCUUUCAGGGCUGAUGAUUGGCUGUUGUAUGUGAUUGAUAGUCCAAAUGCUCAUAGUGCACGUGGCUUUGUUGUUGGACGAAUGUUUACCAGGAAAGGAGAGCUUGUUGUUUCAUUGACUCAAGAAGGGUUAUUGAGGAGGGCCAGAACGCCAGUUUCAACUGUCCAAUCGAAAUUGUGAGAUUACCUUGAGAAGAAUGUUGCGGAUUGGAAAAUCGUUAUGUAAUCUUAUUUUAAUUGAAAGACUAUCAUGUAUGCAUCUAUGCAGAAAAUAUAUAUCUAAGAAACUAAAUAGUGGCACAGGUAUAGUAGUAUAUAAAGCCAAUAUACCCUUCAAAGUUUGAAGUGCCACUCCGAGUACUGUCUUUCAGAAAAUCAUAAGUGAGCUGCGUGAUCAUGUGCUGCUGUUGUACUAAUUGCUUAUCAAGUUUCAGUGCAACGAGAUGGCCAAUAUGGAGAUCAUCAAGUUGUAGGUCCAAUGUGCUUGUGUCAACUUCUGUCGGCAAGAGAAAGAAUAGACAAGUCCAAUUGAUAGGACAAUGGUGAAAACAAUUGUUUACUGGAACAACGUUGCUGGUGCAUUUAGAUCGUCAUUUGGAGCUUAAAGACCAUUUGUUUUGCUCUUGCACAUGACUGUUGCUGGUACAUUUAGAUCUUCAUUUGGAGCUUAAAGGCCAGUUGCUUUGCUCUGGCACAUGACCGUUGCCGGUACAGCACAAACACAACUCGUUUUGCUUGUGCACAUGGCUCCCAUAGUUCUGUCAUUGCUAUAUUGAGUCUGAUUAUGUUGUAUGCAGUUUUUACGACUUUGUAUAAACUUUAUGGUGUCCAAUUUCUUAUUGGGAACUAUAGUAGUUUAUGUUAAUAUAAUGGCUUAACAGACAUACUGUGGCAUCUAUUGUAGUUAAUGUCUCUUAAAAUUUUACCAGUGAA